AUGCAGUGCAAGGGAUUAGAGGGCGAAGACGGUUUUUACUCGCUGCGCGAUAAGACAAUACAGAACGAGCACGUGGACUUCUCUCAGUUUAGAGGAAGCGUGUGCCUAGUGGUGAACACAGCAUGCAAGUGCAAGCUGGCUGAGCUUGGAUUUAACAUAAUAAAAAGGCUUCGAGAAGAGUAUCCAGAGCUAAAGAUCCUCCUGUAUCCCACCGCCUUCAAUCGGUUUGUUGACCAAGAAAUGAAGACUCCCGCGGAGAUACUCGAAGAAAUACGCAAGCGUGGGGUGGUCCCGUCAAAUAACACGCUGGUGUUUGAGAAAAGAGUGCUGAACAGCGGAGAGGGCCUUUUCCACUGGCUAACCACAAAGAGCAUGGGUAGCGGGUUCUUUAAAAUAAAGGCACUGAAGUGGAACUUUACGAUGUUUGUGGUAGGAAAAGAUGCAGCCAAAGUGGUGCGGCACGACCCGAUGUCUCUGGAGUAUGCAGGCGUGUCUGAAAGCGUGCGGGCCCUCAUGAACGAAUAA
This is a messenger RNA of Nematocida major, 525 nucleotides long. RefSeq names its product phospholipid-hydroperoxide glutathione peroxidase. Lineage: Eukaryota; Fungi; Microsporidia. The transcript has a single exon. The record is from RefSeq and is a predicted model, not a curated record. Gene Ontology annotation, molecular function: glutathione peroxidase activity. Bases 1 to 525 code for a protein of 174 amino acids. Gene Ontology annotation, biological process: response to oxidative stress.